AUGACGGUUGUGUUAAUGUGGAUCAUUUGUGUACUAAUGGAAUUGUUUGUUCCAAUUAGUUGCUAUAAGUGUGAUUUUGAAGACAACUCCUGUCUUUGGUUAACGGCUAAUUCAAAAGGAUUUCUAAUAGAAAAAGCUCAAGAUGGUAGACAACGGGGAUUUCCAUCAACAGAUGUAACAGAAGGCACUGAAGAAGUCCUACUAUUUCUCACUCAGUUACAACAAAAGAUUGCACGGAACAUUGACGGCUUGAAAAUUAACACACCAACCAAUGCCGACGUACAGGUCACAAACCCAGAUUCACCUAACACACCACGAGAAUCGACAAUACAGGUUAAUAAAGUCAACAAAGCGAAACAUUUUUUACAGGAUCUACCUAAAUUACCAUCGCAUUAUUGUCGUUCUACGUCUAAGAAGAGUUACCUAGAACCAAUAUUUACCACCUUCUCUGAGCUGUUCAAAGUGUAUGUUGAUGAUUGCAAGCAAGAAAAUAAGCCAUUUUUACGUCGAAAGGCGUUCCGUUCCCUAUUUGAUGACAUGAGUCUGGCAAUACAUCGUCCUAAAAAAGAUAAGUGCGAUAUAUGUUCUGGUUUUGAAGUGGGUAACAUUUCAGAAGAGGAAUACAACCUUCAUAUUGCCCGCAAAAUAGAUGCCCGAAAUGAGAAGAUUCGUGAUAAGCUUCGGGCUGAACUGAUGGCUCAGUUAAAGUCGUUUCUUUAG
Molecule: messenger RNA, 720 nt
Organism: Lottia gigantea (owl limpet)
Lineage: Eukaryota; Metazoa; Mollusca; Gastropoda; Lottiidae
Exons: 2
Coding region: 1-720 (239 amino acids)
Source: RefSeq, a predicted model, not a curated record